CUAAUGUGUAUGGGGACCGAUGUUGCAAACUGCACUUAAUAACUACAUAAACACUUGCUGUAUUGUACCGAUUUUACACCAAGUACUUCAAUAUUAAUUCCACAAGAUUUGCCAAACUAUCGCAUCAAAACAGUUUGCUGUUCAAGUGAAUUACAGCAAAUUGCUAGUGAGUCCAGCAAUACACUGGAAUAACAAGGGAAGAAAGCUAUUUCCACUCUAGACCACAAUUUGGGCUCAUCUGCCCUGUUUUUGAACAUGCCAUUAUAUCGUAGGAUAUAGUGAGAUACAUCUAUUGUUGUACACCUAUAGGGUGCAUACAUGUUGUCUAUUGAUGUGUACAGCCAAGUGGUGUUUAAAUAGUGUGCUUUUUAGUGUUGACAGUAUCCAACAACUGUUCUAAGUUACAAGUCUGCACAAAGAUAUCUAAUGUCAAUAAGUAGAGACCGAUACGUGCUAAUAUACCAUGAGCAACACUGCCGAGUUAUUAUAGUGCCAGUGUAGUACAAGGCUAGGGAAAAUGGGACAUACAUUGCAAUGGAAGCUUAAGGGAGCUAACGUCCCCUAUACAACAUCAAGGUUAGUAGAUUUGCCAUGUGCAGUGCUAAAUGCACGGCAAAAACUUAAGGAAGAAUGCGGACUCCAACACGUAACAGCCAUUGAGUACAUACUCUACAAUGAUGACGAAGUGCUACCAAACGAAUAUAUACUCCAGGAUGCAUGCCAAGUAGAAGUUGCACGAUGCAAAAGUUCAGACGCACAGGAGUUAAUGAAACAAGCUGAUGAGCAGUACAAACUCAGGCCACAACAUGUAGAAAGUGACUAUUCACCUAAAGAGUCACUUGAUGAAGCCGAGGAUUGCAAUGGGAUAAGUUUGUCAACCAGUUCUACUCAAGAUAAAGUUGAUCUCGGAGACAACAUCGAUACAUCAACAAACCCAAUGAACGAAUCGAGUGAUCCUGCGGAUAUGAUCAAUGUGGCAUUGCCUGAAGAAGAGACAAUCCACCCAAAUGAUAUGAACGACCAUGGCUAUAACGAAGAAUAUGGAGAUGAGUAUUACCAAGAUUCGGGGUCAAACCCCAACGAAUCAGAUGAAGAUAGUAGGAUACAAGCAGUCAUGCAACAGCGCGACUUCUAUGGCGGUGAAUCCACGGAAACAUUGUCACAUCGAUAUUAUCGCAAAAGGACGUUUACGGCAACAGAGGCCGAUAGUGAAGGACCGGCAAAAAUACCUUGGACUCAAGUACCUUCAAGGGCAUACGUAGAUAUGAACCAAGAUGUUGUACCGGUUGAUGAAAACUAUAUAUGCCACAUGUGUGGACAGAGAGGACACCAUAUCAAAAAUUGCUUACAACCAGAUGGCAAAAGGUUGCAUAAGAAAAUUAGACCGGCAACAGGUAUACCAGUGGACUUUUUGCAAGUUAUCAACGAAGAUGAUAUCAACAACUAUGACGAGGUCUAUCACAUGAAAACCGGAGAAUUCGCUGUUAUGAAGGAUAUGUCCAAGGUCUCAGGAGGAGCGUUCUUCACCAAGUCAGCCGACCAACGGAUACAAUGCCAGCUAGGUAUCACCGAAACCAUGUCAAAGAACAUGGUAAAAAGCCUAAGAUGCAUUGUGUGUAAUAACUUCUUCAAUAACCCAGUGACGACCAUGUGCUGCGGGGAGUCGUUCUGCCUCGAUUGCGUAGUAGACAGGUCAAGCACAAGAACAAACAACCAAUUGAGCUAUGUCUACCACUGCCCAAAAUGCAAAAGCGAAAUGCGGUACUCAGACCUGCAGGCCAAUACCUGCCUGAAGAACGCCAUAGAAUCACUGGUCCUACACAAGGAAGAAACUACCCCUAGGUCAGUAUCCGCAUCAUCGACCAAACCGUCAGAUGCUGGAUGCGUAAUUGAACUGGAUCACGAGUUUUUUAAAAGGCAAAGAGCUGUAGUAACAAACUACCUGUCAAGACUAGGGCCUCGCAGUGUUACGAAUUAAGUAUUGCUAGGCAACAACAUCAAAAACAUAAGCAUUGUAACAUAUAAAAGGGCUA
Messenger RNA from Babesia bovis T2Bo, 2033 nucleotides. RefSeq lists its product as uncharacterized. The coding region runs from base 518 to 1978 and encodes 486 amino acids. The record is from RefSeq and is a predicted model, not a curated record. NCBI's taxonomy places the organism in Eukaryota, Apicomplexa, Aconoidasida, Piroplasmida, Babesiidae. Gene Ontology annotation, molecular function: zinc ion binding; ubiquitin protein ligase activity; single-stranded DNA binding. The transcript has 4 exons. Gene Ontology annotation, biological process: DNA damage tolerance; protein monoubiquitination.